AAAGUUAGCAAUAUUGUUCCGCUUUCAUACGGGAAGAAAGCGUGAACGACGGUCGACCGCCUCCUAAGUGCAGGGGCGGAGCCUGGGGCUUCAGUAACUGUUUACGGCCAAAGCUAUUACCAGAGUGAAUUACAGGGCGAAGUUAGAAAAAGUUAGGGACGGAAAGUUUCGGUUGUUUGCAGUCAGAAGAAGAAUUUAUUACUAUGUCUGCUGAAGAAGCAUCUGCGCUGCAGCAUAAAGCGGAGGAGCAAAUGCAAGAAACUGAACUGAGCAAGGAGCCUAAUGAGAAAGAGUCGCAGCCAUCCUCCGACACAGCUGCUGCCAGCCCGGAGGCUGACGAAGACGCCUUCACCUAUCGCUCCUUAGUACUCUGCGGCUACGGUGGCUACGAUAAAGUAAAGCUACAGGUUAUGCAGGGGAUGCCCGUCCCGAAGAAGGGAGAGGUGAUGAUCCGCGUCAAAGCAUGCGGGCUGAACUUCGCGGACCUAGUGGCCAGGCAGGGUCUGUACGAGCGGCUGCCGCCCCCACCGAUCACUCUCGGAAUGGAGUGCGCCGGGGUGGUGGAGGCUGUGGGUGAAGGAGUGACGGGGAGGAAGGUGGGAGACAAGGUGUUUGCUGUGAACGCUUAUGGGCUGUGGCAGGAAGUGGUGCUAACGGGCGCUCAGUAUACUUUCACCAUGCCGGAGGGGAUAAGCUUCGAGGAGGCUGCUGCCUUUCCUGUCAACUACAUGACUGCCUACCUGCUGCUCUUCAAAUUUGCCAACCUGCAGCCCCAUCAGAGUGUGCUGGUGCACAUGGCGGCAGGUGGUGUUGGCACCGCGGUCACACAGCUCUGCAAGUUGGUAGAGGGUGUGACUCUCUUCGGAACGGCGUCAGCCAGUAAGCAUGAAGCCAUCAGGCAGGGCGGAGUCACUCACCCCAUCGAGUACCAGAGCUACGUGGACGACAUCCGCAAGAUCAGCCCCAAAGGUCUGGACAUUGUCCUGGACCCUCUGGGAGGCUCUGACGUCCAGCAAGGCUUCGACCUGCUGAAGCCCAUGGGCAGACUUGUUACUUAUGGCUUUGCCAAUGCACUGACGGGUCCAAAGAAGAACCGGAUGGCUUUGGCCAAAAUGUGGUACAACGAGUUCUCUAUCAAGGCCAUGGCUCUUAUGCAGUCCAACAAGGUGGUGUGUGGCUUCCACUUGGGGUACCUCUACAAGGAGCGUGAGGUCUUUGAGGAGGUGGUGGGCAAGCUGCUGGAGCUGUAUAAGCAAGGCAAGAUAAAGCCACGUGUGGACUCCGUCCACCACUUCGAGCAGGUGGGCGACGCUAUGAGACGUAUGCAGGAGCGACUCAACAUCGGCAAGGUGAUCCUUCUGCCAGAACCCAAUAAGGAGGAGGAGUCGAAGGAUGAGGCCAAGAAGGAGGCAGAACUCAAGGAAGACACAGCAAAGGACGAGGAACCCGAGAAGGAAGAUAAUUAAGAGGGGGAAAUGUGACUUUUUAGAUGACUGGUCUGCUUCUGCUGUGCGCUGCCCAUAAUUCUCAGUCAUGGAGUCCUGCAUGGGUUCAGGUGCUCACGGCUAGAACUUAUUGUAUUUUUUUGAUGAUGUAAAAACACUCUUUGCUCUAACUAGUUGCUUUGUAAAAUCACUGUGGAUCUGUGCUGGUGCAUCUCUGUGUCUCCUUCUCAAUGCUCUGGUCCACAUUGUCGCUUCAGCCAUGAAAUGAAAUGGGUAGAAAUCACAGGCUGUGAAACAGAGGAGAUUUUUUCUUUAGUAUUUGAGUAGGAUGGAUUGCUCUAGGCUUUAAAGAGGUGGUUGCUAGGAUUAACUUAAUUCCUCCUUACUAAACCAGCCUGCAUUCUGGCACCAGACUGUAGUACCUGUCUGAGACCUGGAUGUUCCAUAUUCAGGAACUGUAGUUUGCUAGCGUUGCCCACGUGGUGUAAACAGGUAGUGUGUGGCUCCGCAGGUUAGGCUGCCGUGGUUGGAUGCUAUUAGUGAUGGCCAAAACAACGUUUGCUGUAUUUUUUGACCCCACUAGAUGGUGCUAUCUGCUCAGUAAAGGGGUCAAAGCUUGCCCCAAAGCAAGCGUAGAGCACCAUCUAGUGGGGUUAAAAAUACAGCAAAUGGUUCAUGAGGCAUCGUUUUGGUCAUCUAGUUUCCAUAUUAAGUGAGAAAUUAACAUAUUAGUAACUCCAUCCAUUCAUUUUCUAUUUUACCAGUUUCAUUUUCUUUGACUUUACGACAGUGCCAUAUCAAUGCAAUUCAUGUAAUACAUGUUUGACAGUUUGACUUAGCGGAUAUUUUGCAUGCUAGUAUUUACACAAUCAGCAUGAUGAUAUAUACAUGAGAGUAAUGAAAUUCAAAAAAACAGUGUAAUCCAUUUUCAUGACUAAGACUGAAUGAGAGAGACAAUUGUACUUGCACAAUUGCAUAAAUUGAUCCUUCAUUUGAAUUUUGCGUCAAAGCAAUGAGAAAUGCUUAUAAUGUUGUGAAUAAAUGUGAUGUUGAUAUAGAGAAUUACAGUGAUCAAUGAACAGUAACUGUCAUUUGAGGAUUGUCCUUAACCAGACAGCCACAGUAACUGGGUGCUUUUCAUAUGAUGCUGUCCUACUUGAAUAUUGUUGCAAGCCCUAAGGUGAUGGGUAGUGUGUGUGAUCGGAGCCAACAAGAUCCACACCUUGACCUCAUUUUACAAAAUCCCUGAUAUAACUAAUAGCUGUGUUUAAUAUAUUCAAUUGCUUCAUAAAUUACCAUAGUGAGGGCUUUUCUAUUGACUGGUGAGUCAUACCCACAGUGAAAUAAAAUAAGAUCAAAAACAA
This is a messenger RNA of Paramormyrops kingsleyae, 2809 nucleotides long. Its product is annotated as synaptic vesicle membrane protein VAT-1 homolog. Gene Ontology annotation, molecular function: oxidoreductase activity. Gene Ontology annotation, cellular component: mitochondrial outer membrane. The record is from RefSeq and is a predicted model, not a curated record. Gene Ontology annotation, biological process: negative regulation of mitochondrial fusion. Lineage: Eukaryota; Metazoa; Chordata; Actinopteri; Osteoglossiformes; Mormyridae.